AUGUCUUAUCCUUCGCAAAUCCCCUACCGCCAAAUCCGCGCCUCGUACGACAACGACCACAUCAUCGUCUACCAGGCCUACAAAGCAUCCAUCGCCGAUGCCGCCGUCAGAGCCCAAAAACUCAACGCCUCGCCGGAUUUCAGUCCCGGCCGCAUGACUUGGAUUAAGCCAAGCUGGUGCUGGAUAAUGUACCGCUCCGGAUACUCUUACAAGGACGACGGCCAAAGUCGCAUCCUCGCCCUCAAGAUGAAAAAAGAAGAUUUCCUUGGACUACUGAAGCAAGGCGUCUUAUCAACUCAUCCAGCGGAACACGCACGAGUGGACAAAGAGAGCACUAACAAGACGGCGCAUGAGAGGCCUUCUGACGUGAGGAUCCAGUGGGAUCCGGAAAGGAACGCAAAGCUCGAGCAGUUGCAUUAUCGGAGUAUCCAGAUUGGUAUACCGGGAACUCUGAGUACGAAGUGGGCGAAUGAAUGGAUUGUUUCUAUUGAGGAUGUUACGGAGAGGGCGAGGGCGCUCAAGAAAGCGGUAGAAGAACAGCCUGAUAUUACUUUGGAUGAAUUGGUGAGCAAAGGCUUGGUGCCGGAGGAGAAGCCAUUGGACGUCCCGGAUGAGAUUUUGGAAAGGCUGGAGAUGACUGUCUUGGGUGUGGAAGAGCUAUGA
Molecule: messenger RNA, 663 nt
Organism: Trichoderma harzianum CBS 226.95
Lineage: Eukaryota; Fungi; Ascomycota; Sordariomycetes; Hypocreales; Hypocreaceae
Exons: 1
Coding region: 1-663 (220 amino acids)
Source: RefSeq, a predicted model, not a curated record